GUUUCCUUUCUCUAGCUUGGAGUCGAAAAUACCUUGAAGUUCUGGAUUGUUACAUAGGCACCUGAGCAGAAGUGUAAGGAGUCAGAACAGUCAGACACAGGAUCAUAGCAACUAUGGCUUCAGAAUUCAUGAAGAAUUUAAAGGAGGAGGUGACCUGUCCUAUCUGUCUGGACUUAAUGGUGCAACCCGUGAGUGCAGAUUGUGGUCACAGCUUCUGCCAAGCCUGCAUCACACUGAACUAUGAAUCCAGCAAAUGCAAUAAGGAGGAGUUCCUUUGCCCCGUUUGCCGAGUUAGUUACCUGCUUAGGAAUCUGAGGCCUAAUCGACAUUUGGCCAACAUAGUGGAGAGGCUCAAAGAGUUGAAGUCCAUCCCAGAGGAGGAGCAGAAGGUGUUUUACUGUGAAAAGCAUGGAGAGAAACUCCAGCUCUUCUGUAAGGAGGACACGAUGGCCAUAUGCUGGCUUUGUGAGCGAUCUCAGGAGCACCGUGGUCACCAGACAGCUCUCAUUGAAGAGGUGUCCCAGGAGUACAAGGAGAAGCUGCAGGCAGCUCUGCAAAAGCUGAUGGCAGACAAGAAAGAAUUUGAGAACUGGAAAGAUGACCUUCAAAAGGAGAGAACUUACUGGGAGAAUCAAAUACACAAAGAAGUGGAAAAUGUUCAGUCAGAGUUUAAACGAAUGAGAGAUAUUGUGGACUCUGAGGAGAAGAAUGAAUUGCAGAAGCUGAUGCAAGAGAAGGAAGACAUUACCAGCAGCCUGGUAGAAUCUGAAAAUGAGCAUGCUCAGCAGAGCAAGUUGCUAGGAGACCUCAUCUUCGAUGUGGAACAUCAGCUACAGUGCUCAGCCACAGAAAUGCUGGAGGGUGUGGACAGCAUCAUAAAACGGAGCCAUAGUUUUCUGAUGAGGAAGACCAAAACCAUCCCCAGGGAACAAAGAAGAGUGUUCCGAGCCCCUGAUCUGCAAGGCAUGCUGCAAGUGUUGCAAGAGGUCACAGAGGCCCAACGCUACUGGGUUCGAGUGACGCUGGUUCAAAACAACAAUCCAAACAUUGCCAUUACUGCCGACAAAAGACAAAUACGAUAUGAAGACCACCAAGCAAGAAGUUUUGCACAUGAGCAUGAACACUGUCAUGAAGGCGUCCUGGGAUACCCAGCUAUCCAAUCAGGAAAACAUUACUGGGAAGUAGAUGUGUCUGGAAAAGGUGCUUGGGUUCUGGGAUUAAGUGAUGGAAGCUACCUCUUCAAUCCAAUAUUUCGUUCAAAUGCUGAACAACACCUCAAUCCCUUGUUUCGUUUGGGUAUUAGAAAUGAUUCACAUUAUCAACCUAAAUAUGGUUUCUGGGUUAUAGGUCUUUGGAAAAAGUCUGUGUAUAAUGCUUUUGAGGAGUGUACUUUCACAGGCAAGCCCAGUGUCUUGACCCUGUCUCUGAUGGUCCCACCCUGUCGUGUUGGUGUUUUCCUUGACUAUGCAGCUCGCACUCUCUCAUUUUACAAUAUUUCCAACCAUGGGACUCUUAUCUACAGAUUCUGUGCAAAUUCCUUUCCUGAUAGGGUUUUUCCAUAUUUUAAUCCCAUGGGAAGUUCAGAGCCAAUGACAAUAUGCUGGCCAGACUCUUAACCUUCACCUGUUACUGUGUAGGGUCUCUGACUCUGGAGUGUAUGUCAUAUGCCUUAGCUCAUUAGUACCAUUUUUUUUCCUGUCUCUAAUCUUUCUGUGUGAAUGUCUUUUAUUGGUAAAUAGGAUAUAUUCAUUUCUCUAGGCCAUAUUCUCAGUUUCUCUCUCUCUCUCUCUCUCUCUCUCUCUCUCUCUCUCUCUCUUCCUCCCUCCCCUCUCCCUCCCCCUCUCCCUCUUCCCACUCUGUGUGUGUGUUUAGGUGAGAAUAGUAAAUCACUUCCCAUAUAGUCAAGGACAAAGGUCUGAGUGCUCACUGCGUAAGAUAACACUGCUGCAAAAUUUUUAUUCUUCAUGCCAGAGAUGGAAGCCAAGGCCUUGUGCAUGGUGAGGAGGUGCUCCACCACUGAGCUACUUACCUCAGCUCUGUCAUGUCUCUAUAACAUCAUUCUACCCAUCAAUGAAAGAGGAUUAAAGAAAGUUCUUCAACAGCUUGUUUAUUUGUUCUAAAAACUAUAUGUAAGAAUCUCUGGUUAUGAAAUGCACCCUUAGCUGUAGGCCACUUUUGCCAGGAUGCUGCUUCAUCAAAGAAUGAGGGAGAAGCAGCACAGUGAGACACACUGAAAAUAGAGACUGUGUCCUCUCUCAGGCAUCAUGUGUACCCCAAGUAGAAUGACACAGAGAAUAUUAAUAAGAUCCCUGCUCAAGGAUGACAUGCAAAUUUAUGAAGCAUUCCACAUUUUUGAAGAGCAUUGAUGUCCUAAACCAUAUUAGAGAGAAAGGGGGUGGGGGGAGAAUGAAAGAAA
Molecule: messenger RNA, 2416 nt
Organism: Arvicanthis niloticus (Nile rat)
Lineage: Eukaryota; Metazoa; Chordata; Mammalia; Rodentia; Muridae
Product: tripartite motif-containing protein 30A
Molecular function (GO): zinc ion binding; protein binding
Source: RefSeq, a predicted model, not a curated record